AUGCCGGAUAAAAUGUGGCGCGUGGUGGAUCUACUCGAUUGGACAGUCGGAUACUUUCAACAGAACGGCAUCCCGAAUCCGAGAUUAGAUGCGGAGGUAUUGCUUGGACACUUGCUCGAAAAAAGCCGCCUGCAGCUCUAUCUCCACUUUGAAAUGCCUGUCUUUCAAGAACACCUCACACCGUUCCGAGAACUCAUCAAAAAGAGAAUCGCGCACACACCUGUUAGCUACCUAACGAAUCACAAAGAGUUUAUGUCCUUGGAUUUCUAUGUAGAUGAACGGGUCCUCAUUCCGCGCCCGGAGACAGAACAGCUCGUUGAAACUAUUCUCAUGACAGAAACCGGAGAUUUCCAGCGUUUACUGGAACUCGGUACAGGGAGCGGUGUGAUUGCUACGAGUCUUGCGGUACAACAACCAGAAUGGGAGAUCGUUGCAACGGACAUCUCUGAGUCUGCCCUCGCCGUUGCUCGCAAGAACGCUGAAACACACGCGUGCGCAGCGCAAAUUGAGUUUUUGUCUGGAGAUCUGUUUGAACCGAUAGAAGCAAUAAACACUAAUGGCGACACACGAUUUGAUUGGAUUGUCUGCAAUCCACCCUAUAUCAAAAAUACAGAGCGUGCCGCCUUGAGUCCGGAUGUCCGCGACUAUGAACCUGAGGUUGCCCUUUUUGCUGGAGAUGACGGUCUUGCCGUUAUUCGUCGAUUAAUUGCUGAGGCACCCAAAUACCUCACACCGGGUGGUAAACUCAUCCUUGAAAUCGGUGCAGCACAAGCCGACACCGUUCGAACGCUUCUUGAUGCUGAAUCUGCGUACUGCACGUACGAACUGCUCGAAGACUAUGCGGGGAAGGAACGGGUUGUUCUCGCAAGUAUCUCAUAA
This is a messenger RNA of Geodia barretti, 879 nucleotides long. Lineage: Eukaryota; Metazoa; Porifera; Demospongiae; Tetractinellida; Geodiidae. The record is from the annotation of a GenBank genome assembly.